This is a messenger RNA of Aspergillus alliaceus, 690 nucleotides long. RefSeq lists its product as uncharacterized. The transcript has a single exon. Gene Ontology annotation, cellular component: cytoplasm. Gene Ontology annotation, biological process: amino acid activation for nonribosomal peptide biosynthetic process; secondary metabolite biosynthetic process. Bases 1 to 690 code for a protein of 229 amino acids. NCBI's taxonomy places the organism in Eukaryota, Fungi, Ascomycota, Eurotiomycetes, Eurotiales, Aspergillaceae. Gene Ontology annotation, molecular function: phosphopantetheine binding. The record is from RefSeq and is a predicted model, not a curated record.
AUGGAUCUCCAGAGGGCAGUCUCCCUUGGUCAAGGGCCCUCAUUUGAUUCCACAUGGCCCGCGACUUUGGUUCAUCAGUUUGAAAACAUUGUCCCAGAUUCUCCGCAAAAUGUAGCAGUCAAGGAAGUAGACGGUGCUUCGUUGACGUACACACAGCUUGCCCAGAAGGUGGAUAUGAUCGCUCUAGAGCUGCUACACCAUAAGGUGAACCAGGGAUGUCGCAUUUGUGUUCUACAAGAAGCAUCGGGUGACUGGGUCGCAUCCAUGUUGGCGGUUCUGAAAGUCGGGGCAGUUUAUGUUCCGCUUGAUCCCAGCACGCCUGUACAACGACUGUCGCUUAUCGCUGGUGAUUGUAAGCCUGCUGCAAUCCUCAUCCAUCAUUCCACACAGAAGCAAGCCACGGAGCUUGAAACACCUUCGGGGACCCCCAGGAUCAAUGUCUCUCGUCUCACGAAGCCUUCCUUUGACCCCAUAGAAAUCAUUGCGCAGGCCGAUGCCCCAGCUAUUAUCUUAUACACCAGCGGUUCAACAGGUACUCCGAAGGGAGUUGAACUCCAGCAUGCGGCCCUGAAACAUGAGUUCGAUCUCUGCGCCGCGACAUAUGCGCUGGAACCCUCGGACGUUGUCCGAGAGAUGGCGAGGUUGGGAGCGAGGUUUCCUCGACUCUUGAGGAACGCGGGGCAGAGAUAA